Molecule: messenger RNA, 216 nt
Organism: Gongylonema pulchrum
Lineage: Eukaryota; Metazoa; Nematoda; Chromadorea; Rhabditida; Gongylonematidae
Source: the annotation of a GenBank genome assembly
AUGGCCGGUAAUAGUGCUGACGAUGGUGAUGGUGGCAGUGGUGACGAACGCAAAACAAGUGAUCUGGAUUGUCUCUUUAUCCAGAAAAUGAUGGAAAUGUCGGCAUACACCGAAGGCAGGAGCAGCGAUGAAUGGCUAGUGGAAAUCGGGAACGAUCACACUGAAUUCGCCGAUCUGAAAUCGAUUACUGCCCAUCAGUUUGUAUGCUGCGGAUGA